UUUACGAGAAACCCAUCACCAGAUUUCGUUGCUCGAGGUCUUGCUCGAAGAGCAUCUGAUCUCCGAUGCUACUGUAGCUUUUUGCGCAUCAGAAACAGCUCUGAAAACCGAGUCGUCUUUCGAGAGUCUCGUUGAGAGUGUUCUUUUUUUUUUUUUAAGUCAUGGAGAAUAUGGGAGAUUGGGAAAAGAUGAACUUGCUGAAUGAGCUGAUACAGGGCAAAGAGCUCACCAAGCAACUCCAGGACCAACUCCAUUUACCCGUUUCAUCAUCUUCUUCUUCUUCUUCUUCGUCGCGUGAUCAAACCCAUGAAAUGCUCAUCCACAGGAUCCUGUCCUCAUAUGAUAAGGCGCUGUCCAUGCUCAAUGCGGAGCCUCCAGUCGGAGGGUGCCUGCGCCGGUUGUCCGAGUCGCCCCCAUCGCUCGGUGGGAGCCCGAUGAGCGGAGGAGACUCAGACCGGGAUCUUAACGACGGUUCUACUCAGAGGAAGAGAAAGGCGAUACAGCGUUGGACAAAGCAGGUCAGGGUCGCCCCAGGCUCCGAACUCGAAGGGCCGCUCGAUGAUGGAUUCAGUUGGAGGAAGUAUGGUCAGAAGGACAUUCUUGGAGCCAAGUAUCCGCGGGGCUACUAUAGGUGCAGCCAUCGGAAUGUCCAAGGUUGUCUGGCUACCAAGCAAGUGCAAAGAUCCGACGACGACCCCACCGUCUUCGAGAUCACAUACCGCGGACGGCACACGUGCAAUCACCCCCCUGCCGCCGUCGUCCCUCCUUUUCCGCUGCCUGAAAAUCAAACCGGGUCCAGUGCCUCCCUCGACGGCCCCCCUCUCCAAAUCAUACAACCCCAACCUGAACAAAACCAAACGCAGUCGCAAGACGUUGCCUUCGACUUCCGUGGAGACCUCGCAGUCAUAACUCAGAACUUGGACUCCAACAAUGACGAUCACAACCAAUCUUCUUCCAUGUUCGGCUUCCCUUCCGCCUCGGAUAAUAUCUUCGGCGUCAUGAGUAACAGCAGCCAUUUCUCUAGUACCUCUCAUUUCCUAUCUUCCUUCCAGGCCGGCCCGAAUUUAGGCUCUACAGAAUCCGAGCUCGCUAUGAUUGUCUCAGCCGCUACUUCAGGGAACAACUCUCGAGCAACAGCACAUUUGGAUUCAGAUCUUCCGCCUCGCGGCAUGGAGUUCGCUAAUGAGGACAUUUCCUUUGACAGCACCGGAUUCUUUCCCUAGAUUUUGAACCCAAACAAUCUAGGAAACACUGUGGUAAUAUCAAGAGUUAUAGUUAUAGGUUUGAACUUUAGGCGUUUGCUUUUUCCAGGUUAUAGCUUAGGCAGCAAGGAAAGCUAGACAGAUUGAUGUCUCCUUGCUCUUCUCUAAUUAUACUUCAUCAAUCCUAAUUACUCGGUCGACGGAUAGUAUAGGAAACUCUUCAUUUUUAAGUUUUCGCUUCCUGCGAUAUCGAUUGCUCAUGUUACGUGAUUGUAUUCAGCUCAUCAAGAAUAAAAAGAUUUGAAUGUUUUACAUAGUUUUUCUGUCCCUGA
Molecule: messenger RNA, 1534 nt
Organism: Rhodamnia argentea
Lineage: Eukaryota; Viridiplantae; Streptophyta; Magnoliopsida; Myrtales; Myrtaceae
Product: probable WRKY transcription factor 53
Exons: 3
Coding region: 162-1223 (353 amino acids)
Biological process (GO): regulation of DNA-templated transcription
Cellular component (GO): nucleus
Molecular function (GO): DNA-binding transcription factor activity; transcription cis-regulatory region binding
Source: RefSeq, a predicted model, not a curated record